GCCAACAUAUUUGCAAAUUGUCACCUUGGUACAAAUAUGCUUAUUGUGCACCCAUCCCGGAACUCGUUUCACUUCGACCAAAAGGUUAGUCAGGUGAACCAACGAGCGAGUAUAAAACUUUCGACCGAUUAUCAACUCAACCAAGUCGUCUUCGGAACUUACUGGUGAGCCUCACGCCCCGUACUCUGAGCAAGAACGCAACGUUUGGUACAGUUCUACUGCCCCCGUUUUACCAAACCCCCGACUACCGACUACUCUCCCCAACAAUGACUAAGUUCGUCUGCGUCGCGCUGGUGCUGGCUUGCAUCGCUGUCACGACCGUUCACGGUCAGUUCAGCACGAACGUACAGUGCAGCUCGUUCAACGACUGCAUCUGCAAGCUGCCAAAGAUCAUCGGAGCGGUGGCCGGACGUACCGCUACAGCGAACAUUCGCAACCCGGCCAACGGUGAGGCGUACGUGCUGGACCUUUCCCGACCAUCGCAGGCCGUCACCGACUACUGCAACAAGCUGAAGCAGGGACUUAAACCAGCAGUGCCGUUCAAGGCUGUCAAUGCAUCCAAAGUUGCCCAGGUUCAAGCUCUUCUUGCUCAACGUAUGGCUGCAAUGAGAGGUUAACUGGACUGGACGGUUACGCAUUUUUCUCGACUCGGAUUGACGGACAAUAUAUGAACGAUGAAUUUUCGGACUAAAUCAUCAAAGCGCC
This is a messenger RNA of Anopheles merus, 705 nucleotides long. RefSeq lists its product as uncharacterized. The record is from RefSeq and is a predicted model, not a curated record. The transcript has 2 exons. NCBI's taxonomy places the organism in Eukaryota, Metazoa, Arthropoda, Insecta, Diptera, Culicidae. The coding region runs from base 267 to 617 and encodes 116 amino acids.